AGCAGCAAUCGCACAAUGCUGCUGCUUUGGCUGCUUAGCGUCAGUUCGCUGCUGCUGCUGCCGGCGCGCGGUUUAACAGAGAAUGCAACGCUGGCAGCGACAGCGACGCUCGGCGCAGCCGAUGCCAAUUUUGUUCCUGGCUUUGUUUUAAGCAGCAGCACAGCAGCGCCACCGCAGCAGCCACCGCCAGCGCCGCCGUCGCUGCCCAAUGACUUGGAUAAUUUGAAUGCCAGCAAUGAUUCUAGCUAUGAGCAGCUCGUUAACGUCGCCACAGCUGCAACUGCAACAGCCAGCACAGCAACAACAACGAGCACGGCAACGGCCACAGCCACAUUGGAGCAGCAGCAACAGCAGCAGGAGACCACCUCUGCCGCAGCGCCGCCUGCCAGCAGCGUCAGCAAUGGAACAACAACAACAACAACGUCGUCAUCGUCGUCGUCAACGCUUAGCACGCCCCAUGAGAACUUCGGCUCGGCGAGCCCCACCAAGGGCGAGCAGGAGGCCAUCUUGCGCGCCUUGGAUUGGCUGAAGGAGAAGCGUGCCGCUGACUUUGGCUGGGGCAACGAUACCCAUGUCGUCAUCUUGGCCAAGGAGCUGUCCGGUGGGCGUGAUCCGAACGACAGCGCCGAUGCGCACAUGCAGGUCAUACAGGAGCUGGAGGAUACGCUGUCCGUUAAGGAGAUGGAGAUUGAAAUUCUGGCCAUGCUGGAUCGCCAUCACACGCUGCCCAAGCCGCUCAAUCUGGACAAGUUGGCGCGCUAUGUCCUAGCGCUUGGCUCGCUCUGCAAGGAUCCGAAGCACUUUCACGGGCACGAUCUGGUGGCCACACUGCAGCACCAUGAGCCCGCCCAGGACAUUGAGUUUGCCCUGACCACGCUCUCCGCCUGCAGCUCGGCGGCGCAUGUGCGCAAGCGUCAGAUACGCCGACUGCUGGACAUUGCCAGCGGUGUGACAGACCAGAGUGUGGACGCCAUUGCGAUGGUCAUUCUGGCGCUCCGCUGCAUUGUCACCGAUCAUCGCCAUCGUCAUUUGCAGCACUUCGUGCGGCGUCCGGCUCGCGGCCUGGCCAGCCUGCAGGAUCAGCGCGGCAGCUUCGGCUCGCUGCGCAGCACAGCGCUGGCCAUGCAGGCGCUACAGGAUCUGGAAUAUGAUCCGGCCGGCCACUGGAAUCGCACGGCCGCCUCGCGUUAUAUUCUCAGUCGACAGCGCGGUGAUGGCGGCUGGAGCGAGGAGCCGCUGCAGGAUGGCCAGGAACCCGACAUUGGUGUGGGCCUCACUGCAGACAUUAUCCUAGCGCUCGGCUGGAAGGGAUUGGGCGCUGUGCGUGCCCUCCAAUGCGAUCAUGUGAUACGCGAAAGCAGCGAUCCGGCAGAGAAUGGCGAACCCAAGCUGGCGGUGCCCUUCGGCUUGAGCUCCUCGGCCGAAGAGCAAGAUGCCAGGAACAUCUCCUACACAUACACCCUGUGGGUGGGCUCCAACGUCACCGAAGCCUUCUCCCUCUCCCUCAUCUCGCCCAAGAACACCAGCUUCUUCAAGGCCAUGACACAAGCUGCCGAAAUGGAUCCAAGAUUUAUUUUUGAGGCACGUGAAUGGCCCAAUGGACACUAUGUGAACACGCUCUAUGGCAAAAAGGAGGAGCCCAGAGGCUACCACUACUGGCUGCUCUAUCGAUUGCCCGAGCUACCCGAUCCCAACAACACACCUGGGAAUCAGCUUAUUGCGCCUGUUGGUGUCGAUGAGCUAAUGGUGGAGGAUGGCGAACACUAUCUCUACUGGUAUAAGAAACUUUAAGCACUUGCAACUUUGCAUAUUGCCGGCCUUAGUCACUAAACUAAAGUUAACCCACUAAGCAGAGCCACUAGACAAGGCCAAAGCAGCUAAAACUAAAACUAAAACUACGAGUAAAACGUAAAACGACAAAAAAACUGCAAAUUGCAAACAGCAACAACUACAAACUCACACACAAACACACACACACACACAAUAGGCACAUAUACGCAUAUAUAGUCUACGUAACUUAUUAAUAAUAACAGCAUAAUCAAAACUCGACAUUAACUAAACUAUAACUAACGCAAUUGCAUUAACUAAACAGCGCAAAACUCAGACCAGAGCUGUGAAUGAACAUUUCAUUUUCAUUUCUAAUUCGAGAGCGAGCUUUUUAAAAUUCAAUCAAUCAAAAUCAAAAUCGUUUUGAACUUAAGCCUAGGAAUUGCAAAUGGGAGUUAUGAGUUCAAAAAUAUCGAGCACGAGAACAAACGUGAAAUAUCAGAAUGAGAAAAACCCAGGCAACAGAUUUUUGUAUCCAUAUCCAUUUGCAAUUUAAUUUAAAUUCAAUUUCAAUUUGUUUUUAAUCUAAAUCCAUUUCUAGUAGCGACAUAUUU
This is a messenger RNA of Drosophila busckii, 2381 nucleotides long. RefSeq lists its product as uncharacterized. Gene Ontology annotation, biological process: cobalamin transport. The coding region runs from base 16 to 1791 and encodes 591 amino acids. Gene Ontology annotation, molecular function: cobalamin binding. Lineage: Eukaryota; Metazoa; Arthropoda; Insecta; Diptera; Drosophilidae. The record is from RefSeq and is a predicted model, not a curated record. The transcript has 5 exons.